AACAAAAGAGGAAAUAUCUUAAGGUGGAAGAAAUAAAAUAAAAGAAAAAAAGAGAGAGGUGAGGUGGUUGAUUCGUGGAUCUAUUUGAAUCAGAGGGAGAGGCAGAGAGACAAAACCCUUUUUUUCCUCUUCCCCGAAGCAAAACCCUUUCUUCUCCUUCUUGGCGGCUGCGGCCAUUUUCUUCUUCUUCUUCUUCUUCUUCUUCUUCUCUCUUCUAUCUCUUAAACCCUAGAUUCGAUCUGGGUUUUUCCUGAUUCCGUUUAGGGUUUCACUAUCUUCUUUUUUUUUUACUUCUUCUUCUCCCUAUCUUUCUUUUUGGUCGCAUCCCCUUUUAUCCGAGAAGGAUCUAUCCAAUCUUUGUUUGUCGAAUCUCGUCUCAUGGCUACCGUUGCUCCUCCUGCUGAUCAAGCUGCAGAUCUGUUGCAGAAACUAUCCUUGGACUCGCAAGCAAAAGCUUCAGAGAUCCCUGAGCCUAACAAGAAGACUGCCGUCUAUCAAUAUGGAGGCGUGGAUGUUCAUGGUCAAGUUCCUUCUUAUGAUCGAUCUUUGACACCAAUGAUUCCCAGUGAUGCCGCUGACCCUUCAGUUUGCUAUGUUCCUACUCCCUACAAUCCCUACCAGUAUUACAAUGCAUAUGGGAGUGGUCAAGAUUGGACUGACUACGCAGCUUACACCAAUCCUGAGGGUGUUGACAUGAAUUCUGGAAUUUAUGGAGAGAAUGGAACUGUUGUGUAUCCUCAGGGUUAUGGGUAUGCAACAUAUCCUUACUCGCCAGCGACAAGCCCUGCUCCACAGCUUGGCGGGGAAGGGCAGUUGUAUGGUGCUCAGCAGUAUCAGUAUCCUAGCUAUUUUCCAAACAGUGGACCGUAUGCUUCAUCUGUGGCUACUCCUAACCAGGCGGAUCUCUCUGCAAACAAAGCUGCUGGUGUGAAGACACUAACUGCGGAUAGCAAUAAUGUUGCUUCUGCUACUGGUAUCACAAAAGGAAGCAAUGGAUCAGCUCCAGUGAAACCAACUAACCAGACUACACUUAACACCUCAAGUAAUUUGUAUGGUAUUGGUGCUCCAGGAGGUGGUUUCGCUGCUGGUUAUCAGGAGCCUAGGUAUGGCUAUGAUGGGUAUUAUGCUCCUGUGCCGUGGCAUGAUGGCUCUAAGUACUCAGAUGUGCAGAGACCUGUUUCUGGUAGUGGAGUUGCAUCCUCCUAUUCUAAGUCUAGCACUGUACCUUCAUCAAGGAAUCAAAACUACCGCUCUAAUUCUCAUUACACGAGUAUGCACCAGCCUGCAUCAGUGACGGGCUAUGGUACAGCUCAGGGAUACUACAACAGGAUGUAUCAAAACAAGUUGUAUGGUCAGUAUGGUAGUACAGGGAGAUCUGCUUUGGGUUAUGGUUCUUCUGGGUAUGAUUCAAGAACCAAUGGAAGAGGAUGGGUGGCCACAGACAACAAAUACAGAAGCUGGGGAAGGGGUAACAGUUACUAUUACGGAAAUGAGAACAAUGUAGAUGGUUUGAAUGAACUUAACAGGGGACCUAGAGCUAAAGGCACAAAGAACCAGAAGGGAAAUCUAGAAGAUAGCUUAGAGGUUAAGGAGCAGACUGGAGAAUCAAAUGUAACCGAGGUUGGGGAGGCGGAUAACACAUGUGUUGUUCCUGACAGAGAACAGUACAAUAAAGAAGAUUUCCCCGUGGAUUAUGCAAAUGCCAUGUUCUUUAUCAUCAAGUCGUACAGUGAAGAUGAUGUGCAUAAGAGCAUUAAAUAUAAUGUUUGGGCUAGCACACCAAAUGGAAACAAGAAGCUUGCUGCAGCAUACCAGGAAGCUCAGCAGAAAGCUGGGGGCUGUCCCAUCUUUCUCUUUUUCUCGGUCAAUGCAAGUGGACAAUUUGUUGGUCUUGCUGAAAUGACAGGACCAGUUGAUUUCAACACAAAUGUGGAGUACUGGCAGCAAGAUAAGUGGACUGGCUCUUUCCCCCUCAAGUGGCAUAUUGUGAAGGAUGUUCCAAACAGUUUGCUGAAACAUAUUACCCUUGAGAACAAUGAGAACAAACCUGUUACCAACAGCAGAGACACACAAGAGGUUAAGUUGGAACAAGGACUGAAGAUUGUGAAAAUUUUCAAGGAGCAUAGCAGUAAGACUUGCAUUUUGGAUGAUUUCUCAUUCUACGAGGUUCGACAGAAGACUAUCUUGGAGAAGAAAGCCAAGCAAACACAGAAACAGGUCAGCGAAGAGAAGAUGACCGAUGAAAAAAAAGAAUCUGCAACUGCGGAUUCAGCGAGCAAGGAAUCUCCUUCAGCUGUUCAAACUUCCAGUGAUGUCAAGGUUGCUGAGAAUGGGUCGGUUGCUAAACCAGUUACAGGCGAUGUGGUGGCAAAUGGUUGCUAGCUUAGAGGAUGGGUCGCUCACGGCAUGAGCAUAAAACGGACAAGAGACGAAGAUAUGAACAAUCCUGUUUACAGUUUCUCUUGAGAAGAAGACAGCCGUGAGCCUUGAAGCAUGGAAGGAGCUUUAGUACCUGAGACGGAUCCGUUUCUUUGCCCUUAGAAGUUUUAAAUCCCAGCUAUUUUUUUUUCAAUCAUUUCUUGUUUUCAUUUUUCCUUUUCUUUAAAAUCGCAGUGUCGUUACAAGUUUAUUUUGGUUUAUUUUUUUCUUUUCAAGUUUCAUUUUCUGUUGAUUCUACCCUGUAAGAAAUUAGUGGGAAGAAUUAGAGAAAAGGAGAUAAAAGCAGGGUGGGAUUUUGUUUUUCAAUUUCUGUUGGAUUUAUAGGCAGAGUUUUUUCAGUUUUCCUUUCAUUUGUUUCUUGUUUUGGUUUCAGACUUGACUCUGUUGAGUCCUUUAGAAUCUAAGAUGGUCUUUUGCCUCUCUCUGUCCUGUUUUUGUUUGUGUCAUUCUCCAAACUUAUCUGAAUCAAUCCAUGUUUAAGAUUUUCAAAAUAA
This is a messenger RNA of Arabidopsis lyrata subsp. lyrata, 2933 nucleotides long. RefSeq lists its product as uncharacterized. NCBI's taxonomy places the organism in Eukaryota, Viridiplantae, Streptophyta, Magnoliopsida, Brassicales, Brassicaceae. The record is from RefSeq and is a predicted model, not a curated record. Gene Ontology annotation, cellular component: cytoplasm. Gene Ontology annotation, biological process: mRNA destabilization. Gene Ontology annotation, molecular function: mRNA binding. The coding region runs from base 379 to 2382 and encodes 667 amino acids. The transcript is spliced from 9 exons.